AUCCCACAGGAGAGUCUGAACAGCGAGUGUGUAAAGACUUCUGGAUUCUGUUCUGUAGGACAAGCGUCUGAACUUCUUCUGCAAGUCAUGCUGAGCAUCUGAUUGUCUUCACCAACACCAGUGCUGAGCUGUUUCCAGGGGCAGUCUAUCUGCAGUAAUGUCAGAGGAGCGAGGAAAGGACUCUCUCUAUAAGAUGAGUCUCUCAGAGAAACAGAGUGUAAGAUCAGGCUCACAUGUGUCCAGCUCUGUGUCUGUGAAGAGUGACUGCUCAAAAGAUGAAGGACCAAUAUUCAGUGAGCGAAAACCAUCAACUAACAAAAGGCUUCAAAGGGAGACAUUAGACUCAGACGUUCAGACUCACAGGAACAACAGUAGUUUCAAUGACAAUCUCCUAGGCAUCUUCCAGGAUAUUGAGAGCAAAAUGAUCAUAUUUCUGAAGAAUGAACUUGAAAUGUUUAAGAAAAUAUUACAAAAUGGGAACACACAACCCAUUGUGAAGGCCUUUAAUGAGAAUCGAUGCAGUAUCAAAGCAGCAGCUCUUGAUCUCACUCUACAUUACCUGAGAGAGAUGGAGCAAGAUGAAGCUGCUGAUGCUCUAGAAGAUGAGCUGCUCUUCAUUCAUCAGCUAAAAUGUAGCCUAAAGAAGAAGAAUCAAUGUGUGUUUGAAGGAAUUGCAAAGCAAGGUGACUCCACACUCCUGAAUAACAUCUACACAGAUCUCUAUAUCACUCAGGGUGGCAGUGAACAAGUUAAUACUGAACAUGAGGUGAGACAGAUUGAAGUUGCUUCCAGGCGUCAUAAAUCACAAGACAUACAGGUUGAAUGUACACAUCUAUUUGAAGCACCUGAACAAGAUGAGGAGAUCCGAACUGUGCUGUCAAAAGGAGUCGCUGGCAUUGGAAAAUCAGUCUCUGUGCAAAAGUUUAUUCUGGACUGGGCUGAAGGAAAAGAAAAUCAAGAUAUCAGCUUCAUAUUUCCUCUUCAAUUCAGAGAGAUUAACUUAAAGGAGAAAGUUAAAUUAAGGCUAAAUUUUUGUGGCUUAACAGACAAAAGCUGUUCAGUUCUGGCUAAAAUUCUGGUAUCAGAUACCAAUCUGAAAGAGCUGAACAUGAACAAUAAUAAUCUGCAGGAUUCAGGAGUGAAGCUGCUCUGCACUGGAAUGAAGAAUACAAAGUGUAAAUUGGAGAUACUGAGGUUAAGCUGGUGUUGUAUAACAGAUGAAGGCUGUUCUGCUCUGACUUCGGCUCUGAAAUCGAACCCAUCACACCUGAGAGAGCUGGACCUGAGCUGGAAUAAUCUAGGAGACUCUGGAGUGAAAAACCUCAGUGAUCUACUGAUGAACCCUCAAUUCAAGCUGGAGAAACUAAAUCUUUAUAGAUGCAGUAUUACAGAGAAACAGUGUCUUAUCCUGACUUCAGCACUGAAAUCAAACCCAUCACACCUGAGAGAGCUGAACCUGAGCGGGAAUAAUCUAGGAGACUCUGGAGUGAAAAACCUCAGUGAUCUACUGAUGAACCCCCAACUCAAGCUGGAGAAACUAAAUCUGUAUAGAUGCAGUAUUACAGAGAAACAUUGUCUAAUCCUGAGUUCAGCCCUGAAAUCAAACCCAUCACACCUGAGAGAGCUGAACCUGAGCGAGAAUAUUAUAGAAAACUCAGGAGUGAAGCACUUAUGUGAUAUACUGAAGGAUCCACCCUGUAAACUGGAGAGAUUGAGGUUAAGCUGCUGUUUUAUGACAGAUGAAGGUUGUUCUGCUCUGACUUCGGCUCUAAAUUCGAACCCAUCCCACCUGAGAGAGCUGAACCUGAGCGUGAAUAAACUAGGAGACUCUGGAGUGAAAAACCUCAGUGAUCUACUGAUGAACCCCCAACUCAAGCUGGAGAAACUAAAUCUGUAUAGAUGCGGUAUUACAGAGAAACAGUGUCUCAUCCUGACUUCAGCACUGAAAUCAAACCCAUCACACCUGAGAGAGCUGAACCUGAGCUGGAAUAAACUAGGAGACUCAGGAGUGAAGCACUGCUGUGACGUACUGAAGGAUCCACACUGUAAACUGGAGAGAUUGAGUCUACAGGACUGUGGCAUUACCGAUGUUUCUCCUUUAACUCAGUCUUUGACUAACUCAAAAGCACUGAAGUUUUCAGAGCUUGAUCUGAGACACAAUAAUAUAGGAGACUCAAAGCAGCGGCUCAGAGACAAGCUACGAGACUCAAACUGUGGCCUGAGAGUAGAUGAAGAUCGAUCACCAAACGUACCUAAUAAAUCAUUUACACCAGUUUAAAUCUGUGAAACGGAGAUCAUGAGAGGAUCUGAAACCAUCAGGAGAUCCACAGAAGAGCCUCAUUACUGUCUAUGAGGAGAAAUAAAUGUGGGAUUAAUGUGUAAAUGUGUUUCAUACAGGUGGAAGAGACUUUCAUUUAAAUAAUGCAGCUUGUGUGUUAGUAUGUGUAUAAGAAACACGUGAUAUUGAAUAAUAAUUUUGGUUUUGUAUUCAGCCAAAUGAUGGUUUAGUUUUAUUCAAAGGUGGAACAGAGGAAGCAGCUCAGCAGAAUUCGUCAAGCUCUUCAGUUUAAGGCCUACAAAUAUAUUAAUGUUAACUCGUACAUAAUUAUUCAAAUGUUUCUAAUCAUAAAUGUGAAUAUGAAUAAAUGUAUCAUAUGAUAAAAGUCUACAAUGUAAAAUUUCCUUGUUAAGAAUAUGUUGUAGUGUAUCUGGA
Pimephales promelas (fathead minnow) is the source of this 2713-nucleotide messenger RNA. RefSeq lists its product as uncharacterized. NCBI's taxonomy places the organism in Eukaryota, Metazoa, Chordata, Actinopteri, Cypriniformes, Leuciscidae. The record is from RefSeq and is a predicted model, not a curated record. Gene Ontology annotation, molecular function: protein binding.